Messenger RNA from Halichondria panicea, 1207 nucleotides. RefSeq lists its product as uncharacterized. Bases 155 to 1102 code for a protein of 315 amino acids. The transcript has a single exon. Lineage: Eukaryota; Metazoa; Porifera; Demospongiae; Suberitida; Halichondriidae. The record is from RefSeq and is a predicted model, not a curated record.
CUGUAGACCACAGAUGCAUGGUUUUAUUUUAAGAGCACCAAAACUAGCUAGCUAUAGCUAGUUGUACACUCAUUUCUAUAGCUCUGAAUUCUGAUCUGUGACUAAACACUAGUACUAAGAACUAAGACUGACUGUGAUUGAGAAGAGUGCUGACAUGGAUCAGUUUAACUGGUUUGGUGGCAUGAAUUCAGGACGUUCUGAAUGGAGUUAUUGUCCAACUCAGUUCAAUUCCUACAGUUUUGCUCGUGAGGGUGACACCUACCCUAACCCGUCUACAAGGCAAGAUUCAGUGUCCAGCUGUAUCACCUAUCAUGUAAAAAUCAUUAAUCCAAGGAAGAAAAGUGACUUUAUUGUGCGUUUGUGGCAUGGUGUAACUGAAACAUUUAUGUCACCAUCAACACUGCGAGCAAGGCUACAAGAAUCAUUUCCAUAUGAUGUGCCUGGCACCACAACUUUUCAGUUGGGUUAUCUUGAAGGCAACACAAAGCGGUGGGUAGUCGAAGAGAAGGAUCUGGACGUUAUGUAUGGUACUUUAGGGCAAAAUUCUAAAAUAACUUUGUGGUGUGAUGCUAAGAUUGAAGUGGAUGAUGAGCCAGCUAAAAAAAAGAGGAAACGUGAUGAAACUAAUCCGGGACCUAGCUGCUCUGACUCUUGCAAGGUGGAUUCUGUUGAUCUUAUUUUCAAAGAAUUGAAAAAGAAACACCCUGACAUGCAUUGUCCUAAACUAAGAUUGUGGGCUAAGAUGAUAGAUAAAGGACGCCAUGAUGAUUACGACAACCCCCCACAAAUUCCACUUAUUACUGGAUCAACUGUUCCUGCAAAGAAGAAAUCUGGUAAUGUGGCAGAUGCACUGGCUAGUGCAGCCACAGCAAUUGCUAAUGCAUUUCAGGCACCGAGUACACCACAAAAGAGAGGUAGUAAUACAACUGAUGUGUCUGCAGGUGCCAAAUUCUCACCCAUGAGGAGUGCAAAGCUUAGGAGGAGCUGUUUAGAUGACUUAAAAUUGUUGAAAGACCUAUUACAAGAGAAUGUGUUAAGUGAGGCUGAGUUCUCUGAGCAAAAAGAGAAUAUCCUACGCACUCUUAAAGAAAUUCAUGAUUAACGUCCAGCAAUAAUUAUUAUUAUCUAUUAUAGUACGGUACAAUUACUAGUACAAUGUAUGGUACAAUUACAGCGAGACUAUCGUGUUCGAUAUUGUAUAAUAUUC